This is a messenger RNA of Xylaria bambusicola, 1769 nucleotides long. Its product is annotated as Ribophorin I. Bases 1 to 1476 code for a protein of 491 amino acids. The record is from RefSeq and is a predicted model, not a curated record. Lineage: Eukaryota; Fungi; Ascomycota; Sordariomycetes; Xylariales; Xylariaceae. Gene Ontology annotation, cellular component: oligosaccharyltransferase complex; membrane. The transcript is spliced from 3 exons.
AUGAAGUUCACUGCCGCUGUGGCUGCGUGUCUUUCCUUACUUUCGACAGCCUAUGCAGAUAGCAGAGUUGAUACAUCCUCGUCCAAAGUGCUUCUACCUUCCACAUUCAAGCCACCGCAGAUCUUCAAAAAUGCCAACCUCGUCCACAUUAUCUCGUUAGAGAAAAACUACGUCAAGGAAUCCAUAAACGUCCUAAUCGAAAACGUGUCCGAGGCGCCUCAGGAUGAAUACUUCUUACCCUUCACGAGCGAACAGAUGGAGAAGGUCGGAGGCUUCGAAGUCAAGGACAGGAAGAAUUCGGAGGUUGUAGGAUUUGGUAUUGAUGCGGUUGAAUUUGAUCCAUUAAGUGAUACCCAAUUCUACCGGAUCAAACUCCCUGCGCCUCUCGCACCCGGAAGCCAGCAAACCCUGGGCAUUUCCUUCUACUACUUAAAUGCCUUGAAAGCACUGCCUGGUUCAAUUGACCAAACAGACAAGCAAUAUCUGGUCCACACCUUCUCCGCCUACUGCCCCUCGGCAUAUUCCACGUUGAAGCAGAAAACCGAAGUCAAGUUGCCCUCUUCGGAAGCCCCUGAGUAUACUAAGAUCGCUGGAAACGAAGAAACAAAAGAAUUUCCGGUUAGACAAGGGUCAAAGCUCACCUACGGCCCCUUCCCUGAGGUUUCGGCUGGCGCAAGCUCGCCCGUCAAAGUACGAUACGAAUUUAACAAACCCGUUACCCACGUUUCGCAACUUGAGCGUGACAUUGAGGUUAGUCAUUGGGGAGGAAACAUUGCCUUCGAGGAACGAUAUACGCUUUUCCAUUACGGCGCAAACCUUUCAUCUCAAUUUAGUAGAGUCAAGUGGGCGCAAUCUCAGUAUUUCAGCCCGCAAACCUUCGCCUUGAAGGAGAUGAAGUUUGUUCUUGGGGCUGGAAGUAAGGAUGCAUAUUUCACUGAUGUUAUUGGCAACGUGUCAACAUCCCGCUUCCGUACGAGCAAGCGCGAAGCCGUUCUUGAGCUCAAACCUCGUUACCCAGUCUUUGGUGGCUGGAAAUACCCCUUCACAGUCGGUUGGAACGCAGAUUCCAACAACUACCUAAAGAAAUCCGGCGAUAAGUUCCUGCUGAACAUACCCCUCAUUGAGGGUCCUAAGCAAGCAGAGGGUGUUGAGUACGAACAUGUGGAUGUUCGCGUUAUCUUACCUGAGGGUGCCGAGAACGUCGAAUUCUACACUUCGGCGCCCGGCUCAUCCAUCACUGAGCACAGUAUCGACAUUGUCAGGACGUAUCUGGACACGGUUGGCCGGACUGUUCUCACGAUCAAGGCGCGGAACUUGGUGGACGAGCUGCGUGACCGUGAACUAAUUGUAUCAUAUGAGUACUCUACAGUCGCCGCUCUUCGCAAACCGUUCGUUAUUUUCUCGAGUACUAUGGCGGUAUUUGUGGGCAUCUGGCUGCUCUCGAAGCUCGAUGUAAGCUUCUCGACGAAACGAUGAUGUUAAUUUCGUUAUCAAUGAGCAGCGAAGAUCUUCAGAUGCAUUUUGUAGGAAUAUAAAAAAGGGACACUAAACCCGGAGGCCUUAGAUGUAAAGUAAGGCCUAGAUAAAUAAAGAUCGCUGAGCGAAAUUAUCAACCACAGUAAUGAUACCGACGCCUUGAUCUCGCUCAUCGGUCAAGUUAGGUUGCAGACCUAGUGAUCGUGGUGGAAGAUUACUCCUCCUCAGUUACUAUUUCUCACAUAGAACUCGCAAGUUAUAUCUUGCUAAAGAUAAUUCUGAUCAUUUUGUUA